UCACCUCCGAGGUGAACCGUGCCGACCGGUUUCGACCGUGCCUCUGCGCCGUAUUCCUGCAGUCUUCGUCAGACAGUGUGCGGAAGAGGUAGUUUUCCACAUCUGUCAAAAUGCCGAAAUAUGUGAUAAGCGACACGCAGGAUGAAACGCAGCAAGCUCUGGAUCCUGACGGAACAAAUGCGAAAGUGAGUUUUAACAACAGUGACGCGUCGCCGGCUCAAGAAAAAUCACGGAUAAGUCGAGUGGUGAUCAUAGUGCUGGGUGUGGUAUGCUGCGUGGCCGUGCUUGUCCUCUGUGCCUGGUUCGUAUACUCCGUCUUCAUCAAAACCACACCUGAAUGGCAGACAGAUGAUUUCAUGAUAGAAACUGUUCCAGGCCACAGAUAUGGUCCCAAGGAGACGGAUGGUUACACAGAAGGCACCUUAAUUGCAUUCAGCCCUUCUAAUGCAAACAGCUACAAAAGGUGGACGAAUGUCAUUGAAGAUAUUAUAGAAGGACACUUGAACACAAGCAAAUAUUCACGGAAUGCAGUCAAUUGUGACUACGACAGCCUGCCGAAACCUGGCAAAGUGUGUAUUCCGGAAUACAGAGCGUGGUUUCCUUGUACCAAAGAAAAUAACUUCGGGUUUCAGGAGGCCUCACCCUGUGUUUUCAUCAGAUUUAAUAAGAUCGCCAAUUGGACUCCAGAGUAUUACAACAGCACAUCAGAAUUGCCUGCUGAAAUGCCUGCCAGUCUGAAGGAAAGAAUAGCUGAGUACUAUGGCAUCUAUCGUGCUUUGAUGAAGACAGUUUGGCUGAGCUGUGAUGGAGAGAGUCCUACGGACGUGGAAAAUUUGGGGCCUAUCCAGUACUUACCCCGGCAAGGCUUCCCUGGCUACUACUUUCCUUACAACAACACUGAAAAUUACGUGAGCCCCAUAGUGCCUGUUCGUUUCGUAAAACCACGAACUGGUGUCCUUAUCAACAUUGAGUGCAGACUUUGGGCUCCCAACAUCGAGUACAACCGGGAGAAAGGCCGGGGCUUUGUGCAUUUUGAGUUGAUGAUUGACUGAGACCAGCAUCUUAGAGAUCUCAUUUGCAGUCAGUGACGGAGUUGCGUCUCUGUUGGAACAAACCUAAGUGGGAAAGCCCGAAACAUUGUUGACCACAUGGAACUAGUGAAGUUUUUCGGGGAUACUUUCCAUAUCUCUUCAAGAUGACAAUCAAUUAUAAAUCUGAAAGUCAGAUUCAUAAUGCCAAAUCUGGUAAAUUUUAAUAAUGGGUUUGGUAAAAGAACAAUAUUACCUCAAUUUGUAGGAAUGUUUAUAAGCAGACUAAUUUAUGUAAGUUAAUGUUCAAGCUAUACUCACAGAUAACAUAAGUUAUCGGAUUUACAUUAAUUUUGUACAAAAGGAUGGAUGUAGGUUUUAAGUCAAACUGUAAAAUGAUCUCUCUUCUUUAUUUUAGCUAAGCCUUUUUUUACAUAAAAAUUUUAUUUUUUUCGCAUGCUAUUGUAAAUGCUAUAUUGAAAAUUUUACAUUCAACUCUGGCUUCCUUUCUGUAACAUCAGGAUGCACUUGGUUAAAAUGUUCUUCAUAUAUUAUAGGUCUAAGCAUGGAAAUUCAUUUACAUAAGCACGAUGUCAUACCUAAAAGUGAAAAGACUUCUAACGAGAUUUUCCAAGUACAAUUAAGAGCUAUUUUUUUAUGAUAUAUUUUUUAUGUACUUCUGCUGCUGCUCCGCGCUUAUAGCCUAAAGUUUUAUGAUUUUGAUGUCACAAUAAUCAAUUAAAUGUGCAUAAUAAUUGUGUAGCACAUUUUAUUAAAAACGUUUGUUAUGUAA
Cryptotermes secundus is the source of this 1821-nucleotide messenger RNA. RefSeq names its product sodium/potassium-transporting ATPase subunit beta-2. Lineage: Eukaryota; Metazoa; Arthropoda; Insecta; Blattodea; Kalotermitidae. Gene Ontology annotation, biological process: potassium ion import across plasma membrane; sodium ion export across plasma membrane; intracellular potassium ion homeostasis. Gene Ontology annotation, cellular component: sodium:potassium-exchanging ATPase complex. Gene Ontology annotation, molecular function: ATPase activator activity. Bases 111 to 1052 code for a protein of 313 amino acids. The record is from RefSeq and is a predicted model, not a curated record. The transcript is spliced from 7 exons.